AUGAUUUCUUUUACAUCUGUUCGCAAAAUGAAUGGAACGAUACAAAAUGAAUUCGCGAACCAUUCGGCCUUUGUACUGGAGAACCACUCAUCGGCUGAUGUAGCGCGGGCUGUAAUAGAGAGCGGAUAUCAAAAAGAGCCAUUCUACGUAUUCGACAUGGACGAAGUAUACCGACGCAUACAGCACUUCAAGCGUGUAAUGCCGAGAGUGCAAAUAUUUUACGCUAUGAAAGCGAACGACUUCGAUUUACUAUUAAAACUAGCAGCUAUUUGUGAAGUGGGAUUUGAUUGCGCCUCUUCCGGUGAAAUUUAUAAAAUAAGGCAGCUGGGCGUUAAUCCUUUGAGUAUUAUAUAUGCGAUGCCAACUAAGACGCCAGAACAGAUGAUCUACGCACGUGAAUCUGGUAUUAUACAUACUACAUUUGAUUCUUCUUCAGAACUAAAGAAGAUAAAAUUGCAUUGGCCUGAAGCAAGGCUUUUGAUCCGAAUUCGCGUCGAUGGAGAAUGUGUUUAUAAAUUGGGCGAAAAGUUUGGGUGCAAUUUUAAAACGGAAGCGGUUCAGUUAUUAGAAGAAGCAGCUGAGCUCCAAUUACAAGUAGUAGGAGUUGCUUUUCAUGUCGGAAGCGGAUGUUCGUCUGUCGAUAGCUACGAGAAAGGCCUUUGCUGCGUGAAGGCCUUAUUUGAACACGAAGCUAAAGCGGGUAGAAAGAUGAAGAUAGUCGAUAUUGGAGGCGGAUUUCUAAGUGAUAGAACAGAUAGAAUUGAUGAGGUGGCUAAUCGUAUCAACAAAAUUUUAGAGGAAUACUUCCCAGAUCAAGAUGUGCAGGUGAUAGCGGAGCCUGGAAGAUACAUUUGCGAUUCCUCUUUCACUCUUUACUGCAGUAUCUGUAGUGUUCGAAAGGUGACGAGGAAAAACGAGGUAGUGAAUAUGAUAUAUCUAAACGAUGGACUUUAUGGGACGCUAAGAUUUACUGAAGCCUGGCAUACUGUAGAGAAAUUUCAGAAUACUAAGAAUGUAAAUGGUGAAGAAAACGCAACAAUAGAAAAAGUGAUCCUUUGGGGCCCAAGCUGUGACUCAGCGGAUCGAGUUAUGCAAAAUAUGACAAUACUUUUACCUAGCUGUACUCCAAAUGAUUGGUUGGUGUUCGCGACUCAAGGCGCAUAUACGUUCACUUUUGCUUCACAAUUUUCUUGCUUACCAUCGCCACGUAUUCGUACUGUUAUAUCUUCUAAACUGUGGCACAUGAUAAAACAAAGCGCAGUUUUCAUGCCGUCUGACUUCAAUGUGAAACCGGAUGUUGCUGUUCCACUUCAGUCCACAAUGCCACUCCUAAUUGCAAAACAAAACAAAAAUGAUGAUUUAAAAUCACCAACUUUGAAUGUUUAA
Messenger RNA from Parnassius apollo (apollo), 1386 nucleotides. The record is from the annotation of a GenBank genome assembly. NCBI's taxonomy places the organism in Eukaryota, Metazoa, Arthropoda, Insecta, Lepidoptera, Papilionidae.